Maudiozyma saulgeensis is the source of this 1254-nucleotide messenger RNA. The record is from the annotation of a GenBank genome assembly. Lineage: Eukaryota; Fungi; Ascomycota; Saccharomycetes; Saccharomycetales; Saccharomycetaceae.
AUGGCAGGGUUUAUUCAUAGAUGGUUUCUUUCCGAGAGACCUAUUAAUAGUAAAGUUUCAGAAUUGGAGACAAGUUGGGAUCCUCGUGUCUCUUUAAUUAAAUUACAAAAUUAUAAAUUAACUACAAAGGAUAUAUGUCAUUAUGGAUUUUUAUCAAGUGUUUUACUCUUUGUAUUUAUUUCGUUUCCAGCACCAUGGAUUUUAAAAUUUUUAGUUUAUGCAUUAUUUGGUUUAUUAUUUAUGAUUCCAAUUACUUCACAAUUUUUUUUCAAUGCUUUACCAAUUUUCACAUGGUUAGCAUUAUAUUUUAAUUCAUCAUUCUUUCCUGCAAGUAAUAGACCUCCUAUUACUGUUAAAGUUUUACCAGCUAUUGAAACUAUAUUAUAUGGUGAUAAUUUAAGUGAUAUCUUAGCUACUUCAACAAAUUCAUUUUAUGAUAUCUUAGCAUGGAUUCCUUAUGGUUUAUUUCAUUUUGGUGCACCAUUUGUUGUUGCUGCAAUUUUAUUCAUAUUUGGACCUCCAACAAUUUUGCAAGGUUAUGCUUUUGCAUUUGGUUAUAUGAAUUUAUUUGGUGUUAUUAUGCAAAAUAUAUUCCCUGCUGCUCCACCUUGGUAUAAAAUUAUGUAUGGUUUAAAUUCAGCAAAUUAUGGCAUGCAUGGAUCACCAGGUGGUUUAGCUAGAAUUGAUAAAUUAUUAAACAUUAAUAUUUAUACAAAAGGGUUUUCAAAUUCAAGUGUCAUUUUUGGUGCAUUCCCAUCAUUACAUUCAGGUUGUGCUACCAUGGAAGCUUUAUUCUUUUCAUAUUGUUUCCCAUUCUUAAGACCUUUAUUUAUUGGUUAUGUUUGUUGGUUAUGGUGGUCUACAAUGUAUUUAACCCAUCAUUAUUUUGUUGAUUUAAUGGCAGGUUCUGUUUUAUCGUAUGUGAUAUUCAUGUAUACCAAAUAUACUCAUUUACCAUUAGUUGAUACAGAUUUAUUCUGUAGAUGGUCAUAUGGUUCGAUUGACAAAUUUAAUAUGGCAAAGAAUAAUCCAUUAAAUAAUGAUCCAAGUGAUGUAGAGAACGUUCCAUUGAACAUGAUGGCUACAAGUUCAACUAUUGGAUCUGAAUUGGAUGAUGAUGAUGAAGAUGCAGGAAAUUCACGUAGUUUAAGUCCCACAUUAUUUGAUUUAUCAAAUUCUUCAGCAACUUCUAAUACGUCAUUAGAUUUACAAGGAGAAGCUACACCUAGAUCAGUGAAACCAAGAUUUGAUUAA